Messenger RNA from Heterostelium album PN500, 2361 nucleotides. RefSeq names its product VCP-like ATPase. NCBI's taxonomy places the organism in Eukaryota, Evosea, Eumycetozoa, Acytosteliales, Acytosteliaceae. Gene Ontology annotation, cellular component: nucleus. Bases 1 to 2361 code for a protein of 786 amino acids. Gene Ontology annotation, biological process: ribosome biogenesis. The transcript has 4 exons. Gene Ontology annotation, molecular function: preribosome binding; RNA binding; ATP binding. The record is from RefSeq and is a predicted model, not a curated record.
AUGUCAUUAGAAUUGUUUGGUACAUUCGAAUCUAAUUUAUUAGAUAAUCAUUCAAAUGACGACAAGAGAAAUAAUAACAUAGAGGUACUGAUAUCUAAUACCUAUCUUAAGAAACAAAAGCUAUCAUCUACAACCAACCAAUUUGCUUUAUUAAUAUCAGUUACUCUUGCAAAAUCGAUAUUAAAUAAUAAUAAUAAAGAAGAUAAUCAAGAUAAUCAACAACAAAUCGAUAAUAAUAAUAAUAAACAACAACAAGAUAAAAUAAUAUUAAUAGAACUUAAACCAUGUAAAUUUACAUCGUCGUCAAACAACUUUAAUGAAGCAUCGUUACCUCAUUGGAUGUUGUUAGAAUUCAACAAAAACAACAAUAAUAGCACCGAUAAUGAUGAUAGAUUAUAUAAGAUUGAAAUAAUACCGUUAUAUAGUCAUAUCAAUCAGAUUACAAACCAAGCAGAGAAACAACAACUCUAUUGUUCAAAUAAUACAGAGAUUGUUAUUGAAUCAUUAGACAGUUGUUCACCUCUUCUAGAUAUCAAUCAAUUCAACAAUAUAGAGAAUCAUUUAAGAUUAUAUCUAUCUGAUAAACCUAUUAUAUUAGAAUCUACAUUUAGAAUAUCAAUAAAUAAUAGAUUAUAUCGAUUCAAAAUUAAAGAUAUAAAUAAUCAAUUAUUAGAUACACUUUUAUAUUUUCCAAAUGCAACAACUUUAUCAUCAUCAUCAACAUCUCGAUACAAGCUAACUUUUGUUAAUAAUAAUAUUAGUAAAGAUAAUAAUAGUAAUGAUAAUAAUAAUAAUAAUAAUAAUAAUGGUAAUAGUAGUAAUAUUAAAGAUGAUUUAAAAUCAGAGAUAGAAUCAAUUCAGUCUUUAUUAAAAUUAAAGAAAGAAAUAGGUAGUUUAAAUCUUUGUAUGAAAGGUAUAUUGAUAUCUGGUGCACCUGGAACACAGAUAUCAGAGUUGGCAAGAUAUAUAUGUAAAGAUAAGAGUGUCAUUCAUUUGAAUUCAAAAUCAUUUUCAUCGACUUUAAACUUUCCAAUAGUAGAUAGUAAUAGUAGUAAUGGUAAUAGUAAUCAAGUUAUUUAUUUGUUUGAGAAUAUAGAGAGUAUCGGUAGUAGAGUGAAUGAAAGUAAUGAUACUACCAAUCAUGCAUUACUCAGACUAUGCAAUUUCAUUGAUAACCGUAUCAGUAGCGAUCACCUCUUACUCGCAACAACAUCGAACCUAUCGAGUGUCGACCAAUCAUUAUUACGUGCCGGCAGAUUAGAUAAGAUAAUAUCAUUACCAAUACCAUCACAAUCAUCAAGACAAUUAAUAUUACAAUCGAUUCUAUCAAAUACAUCGAUAAUAUUUGAUGAUGACGAAAAGGCGAUAGAGAAAGAGAAACAAAAAGUAAAAGUAGAAGAAGUAGAUGAUAAACUAAAGGUUAUUCAACAGUUAGCAAGGAAAACACCUGGUUUCGUUUAUCAAGAUCUAAAAAAGCUAUGUAUAGCUGCUGCUUUAAAUUCAAUUGAGAGACAGGUAGAUGGUGAAGAUGGUUGUUAUUUGACGAUGAAAGAUUUCGAUGAUGCUUUACUCAAUGUUAGAGCAUCGAAUCUUAUGCAUUUCGAUGUGGAACUACCUAAUGUCGCUUGGGAAUCGGUCGGUGGCUACGAAAAGAUCAAACAACGCUUCAAAGAACUUAUAGAAUGGCCACUACUUCACGGUGACACAUUCCAACGAUUGGCAUUGACACACGGUGCAUCCUCUGGUGUAUUACUACACGGUCCAUCUGGUUGUGGUAAAACUCUACUGGUCAAAGCUGUUGCAACCAAAAUGAAUGUAAACUUUAUAUCAAUCAAAGGUUCUGAUAUAUAUUCGAAAUGGUUAGGUGAAAGUGAGAGAAUUAUUAGAGAUAUCUUUGAAAGAGCAAGAUUAAGUGCACCUUGUAUUCUGUUCUUUGAUGAGAUAGAUUCUUUGGGUUUGGCUAGAAGUGUUGGUGGUGAAGAUGGUGGCGGUGGACAAAACCGAAUUAUUACACAGCUGCUUAAUGAAAUGGAUGGUAUUCAAACGAAAUCAAAGUUGUUUUUGAUCGGUUGUACUACUCGUGCCGAUCUACUGGAUGCAGGUCUGGUUCGACCCGGCCGUUUGGAGACACAGAUCUACGUUGGACUGCCUACGGCCGACGAUCGUCGUGCCAUCCUUCAAUCGGUCAUAAUGAAACGCAUGAAAUUCGACCACGACGUAGAUAUCGACUCUAUCAUAACGAAAACCGAAGGAUUCACCUGUGCUCAACUCAUUACACUUUGUAACGAUGCCGGUAUCAACGCACUCAAAGAGAACAUCAACAGUAAAACAAUUAAGAAUAAACAUUUUAUUAUUAAUUAA